AUGGCUACAAACACAACGACGACCGACUAUGCCCACGAGAAGCAAGAGGUUCAAUAUGUCGAACAUGUGGACGAGUCACCUACCGAUUCGUCGCAUGAGCUACAGAAGGAGCGAACCUUGGAAGGCAUUGACAUGACCAAUUCAUAUGCUGUCAAAGGUGACGACUCAGAUGGCAAGGUUGAGUGGAGCAUACGAAGUAUCUUCGCCGCGAUCUUUCUCGCCGCCCUCUACACAGUAGGCUCUCAGGUUAUUCUUUACUUCACUGGAGGCUCACUCGGAUUCAUCGAAGAGGAUCUUGGUCUCUCUCGAGGAUCCGCAUGGCUUCCAACGGCCAACAUUCUCGCCAUCGCCGCGGCUUGUCCAUACGCUGGCUAUCUACAAGAUCUGUUCGGCAAACGCUACAUUGCCCUUUUCGGCUCGUUGUGCAUUUGCAUUGGAUGUGCCCUUGUUGGCUCUGGCCACAAUUUUGCUCAACUGAUUGUUGGCAUGGCCCUUUCUGGUGUGGGAGCUGCCAUUGGAGAGUUGACUGGACUCGCUGGGCUCGCCGAAGUCGUACCUGUGAAGUUUCGAGGCUAUUCGCUUGCCUUGGUGACCGCAUUUGUUCUUCCAUUUUGCCCGUACCUUCUUUACGUCGAACUGUGGUCUCAUCGUGACCUGACUGUUGGCUGGCGUUGGGGACCAUGGUGUGCGCUCAUCUUCAACGGCAUCGUAGGCUUGGGCUUGCUGUUCACAUAUUUCCCGCAUAAUCACACGCGCACUGAAGGUUUCUCUCGCAUCGCGAUUAUCAAACGCAUCGAUUUCAUCGGAGGUAUUCUGUCCAUCACUGGCUUGGACUCUAUUUCAGGUGGCUACACUCACCCAUGGGCAUCCGGCUACGUUCUUGGCACGAUGCUUUCAGGUCUCGCACUCAUCGUCGCCUGGGUCGUCUAUGAGUGGAAGUUCGCCCGCCAUCCCAUGGUGCCGGGAGAGCUCUUCAAAGGCCAGCGCAUCGUUGGUCUCGCAUACGUUGUUGCAUUCGCAGCAGGCAUGAACUUCUUCAGCAUCCUCAACUUCUUCCCGAUCACCUUCACUAGCGUCUACGAUCCCGAUCCAGUCAAAAUCGGUGUCCUCCUCCUCGCCGUACUGAUUAUGACUGGGUUCGCGGGAUCUCUCGCGGUCAUGAAUCCCGAUAAUGAAAAGCUUGUCGUCGCGCUAGGAUCUAUGGCCUCUUUUGGUGUCGGUGGUGUGCUCGUCCCUGCUGCUACGGUCGCUAUGCUGGUCUGCCCUGAUGCGCUCAUCACUACUGCCGCCGCCAUGUCGCUGUCCAUUCGUACAGUCGGUGGAUCGAUUGGAUACUCCAUCUAUUACAACAUUUUUGCCACCAAGCUCGAAAAGAAUCUACCUGCUUAUGUCGCUGAGUACGCAAUCAAGGCCGGCCUGCCAUUGACUUCGGUAACACAGUUUGUCACCACGUUCUUGACAGAUCCCGAGGCAUUGGCGACGAGUAACAUUCCUGGUGUUACACCAGCAGUCAUCGCGGGCGCGGCAAAGGGUACACAGUGGGCCUAUAGUCAGAGUUUGAAAUAUGUUUGGUUUACUUCUAUUGCAUUUGGUAGCAUCGCGAUCAUCUGCACGAUUCUGCUGCCCAGCACGAAGAAGUACCAGACUAAUCGUGUCGCUGUGCAGAUCAGCUAG
Messenger RNA from Parastagonospora nodorum SN15, 1674 nucleotides. RefSeq lists its product as hypothetical. Gene Ontology annotation, molecular function: transmembrane transporter activity. Gene Ontology annotation, biological process: transmembrane transport. The record is from RefSeq and is a predicted model, not a curated record. Bases 1 to 1674 code for a protein of 557 amino acids. The transcript has 6 exons. NCBI's taxonomy places the organism in Eukaryota, Fungi, Ascomycota, Dothideomycetes, Pleosporales, Phaeosphaeriaceae.